Galleria mellonella (greater wax moth) is the source of this 1701-nucleotide messenger RNA. RefSeq names its product cytochrome P450 6k1-like. Gene Ontology annotation, molecular function: heme binding; monooxygenase activity; oxidoreductase activity, acting on paired donors, with incorporation or reduction of molecular oxygen. The record is from RefSeq and is a predicted model, not a curated record. NCBI's taxonomy places the organism in Eukaryota, Metazoa, Arthropoda, Insecta, Lepidoptera, Pyralidae. Bases 101 to 1597 code for a protein of 498 amino acids. The transcript is spliced from 10 exons.
AAGUAAUAAACAGGGACAAUCUUAAAAAAAAAACAUUUGUAACUCUUGUUGAUAAUUUAGUAUGUAAACAGUAGUGCCAGUGGACGGUGGGUUGUUCAAAAUGUGGAGUUACGUCAUAAUUACACUGUGUGCAUUUGCCAUCUGGUUGUACUUGCAUUGGAGACAUACAUCUCAAUAUUGGAGCAAGCGCGGUGUCCCACAUUUGCCUCCUCAUCCUAUACUGGGCAGCCUUACCUUCCUACAGCGACGCAAUCCGGCAUUAUGGCUGCGAGAGAUGUAUCGUCACUUCGAUACUCCAUAUGUCGGAUUGUGGUUAGUAUGGCGACCGGCUUUGUUGGUUAACAGCCCAGAUAUAGCUCGAAGAGUACUGGUAAAAGAUGCUGACAACUUCAAAAAUAGGUUUUUGAGUUCAGGAACUUCAGACCCAAUCGGCCAACUCAAUUUGUUUACAGUCAAUGAUCCAAUUUGGAGUUACAUGAGGAAACGUUUGUCACCCGUGUUUACUUCUGCGAAACUGAAAAAUCUCAACGGUCUUGUUACUGAGAAGGCGUCUCUUUUGAUUCAACGUAUCCACAAUGAAUGUAAAAGAAGCGACCCAAUAGACUUGAGGUCAAUGUAUUCCGACUAUACCACGGACGUGAUUGGAACAGCUGCCUUCGGCGUAAGCAGUGAAGCUACUCUUAACGGCAAGAGUCACUUGAGGGAUGUCACUAAAGAAUUCAUGAAGUUUAAUGUACUCAGAGGCAUCGCGUGGUGCAGUAUAUUUUUCUUCCCCAGACUAGUUGAUAUUUUCAGAUUCUCAUUUUUCCCGAAAACUACAACAGAUUACUUCAGGAGAGUGUACCGAGCCAUGGUGAUACAACGGAGGGACAAUAUCGGACGAGAAAAUAAAGAUUUACUUGAUGCACUGUUGAAGAUUCAAGAGGAAUCAGUGAAGAAUAACGAGGACGUAACUGAAGACAUGCUCGUGUCUCAGGCUGCGAUAUUUUUACAAGGUGGUUUCGACACUUCUGCUUCGACACUCACGUUCAUGACUUACGAAGUAGCUCAUCAACCACAAAUACAGGAGAAACUCUACAAAGAAAUACUGAAUGCUUCAGAAAAGUAUACUAAAGAAGAAUUUAACUCGAUUAUUUUAUCCAAUGGCUUAACCUAUAUGAAUUGUGUCAUUAAUGAGACUCUCCGAAAAUACCCCGUAAUGGGCUGGCUCGAUCGGAUUGCUGCUAAUGAUUACCAGAUAGACAGUAAGCUGACCAUCACCGCUGGAACGCCAGUAUACGUGAAUACAGUGGGCAUGCACUACGAUCCCAAAUACUUCCCGCAACCUGAAAAGUUUGAUCCUGAUAGGUUCCUGCAUGGAGACGUCGAGCCGUUUACGUAUAUGCCUUUUGGUGAAGGCCCAAGAGUAUGUAUAGGUCAAAGGUUCGCUUACAUAACGUUGCGCAAGGCAAUGACUGCCAUAUUUUUGAACUUUGAAGUUCGUCCACUGGCCAAUACUCCGAAACCCGAAGAAUGUGAGUUAGAGAAGAAAGGAUUGUUCCUGGUGCCAGCAAACGUCAUGUCAGUAGAGUUUGUACCAAGAAACAGGACAUUUUGAUCGGCGGAAAAAAUUUGAACAAAUUUAUUUCUGUAAUGGCUAGGUACAAUCUCCUUGUGUUGUUGUUUGAUUUAUUAAUUAAUAAAAGUUUACUUGUAAUUUUA